AUGUCUGUCAUGGCCGCCUCCGUGGCCCGGGGAGGCGUGAGUGCUGGGCUGCUGCUGCGGGCGGCCAGGGGAGCCUGGUGGAGCCGGCCCGGAGGCAGUUGGGGGUCUGGGGAGGCGGCGGCGCCAGCGACAGCCAGAGGAUUCCGAGCGACAGGCUCGCACCCGGCGGGGGAGGAGGAAGCUGGCGGCCCCGAGCGGCCCGGGGACGUGGUGAACGUGGUGUUCGUAGACCGGUCAGGCCAACGGAUUCCGGUGAGCGGCAGAGUGGGGGACAAUGUUCUCCACUUGGCCCAGCGCCACGGAGUGGACCUGGAAGGGGCCUGUGAAGCUUCCCUGGCGUGCUCCACCUGCCAUGUGUACGUGAGCGAGGACCACCUGGACCUCCUGCCUCCUCCUGAUGAGCGGGAGGACGACAUGCUGGACAUGGCCCCCCUUCUUCAGGAGAACUCCCGGCUGGGCUGCCAAAUCGUGCUGACUCCAGAGCUGGAAGGGGCCGAAUUCACCCUGCCGAAGAUCACCAGGAACUUCUACGUGGACGGCCAUGUCCCCAAGCCCCACUGA
Puma concolor (puma) is the source of this 561-nucleotide messenger RNA. It is a transcript of the gene FDX2, whose product is annotated as ferredoxin 2. Gene Ontology annotation, molecular function: 2 iron, 2 sulfur cluster binding; electron transfer activity. Gene Ontology annotation, biological process: P450-containing electron transport chain. Gene Ontology annotation, cellular component: mitochondrion. The record is from RefSeq and is a predicted model, not a curated record. Lineage: Eukaryota; Metazoa; Chordata; Mammalia; Carnivora; Felidae.